UUUCACCUCUGUCACUUUCCACGUCACAUCCCUAUCAAUGUUUUACACACACAAGCACACAGAAAACUUAUACCGCAUCUGAAGUUCUCAGUAAUGACUCUGGUAGGAAGAUGGAUGUAACAGGCUUGACACCUCUCCUUAUCGUUACACAGAUUUACAAUGUACUGUCUGUUAAUACUACAUCCAGUCCAGAAUGCCAGCCGUGUCCGCAGGACUCGACAAAGGUUCUAUGUCUUCCUGGUAACGUCACUGUACAAGUGAAGAACAACUCUACGAACACUAGUACUUAUGAGAACAUGACCUGUUACACUAACCUGUCUCCAAACAUGAUCAACGGCUUUGAGUGGCUGAAGAACCAGCAGAAAAUACCUAACGUGAAUCAGAGCUUUUUAGUUCAGAACAUCACACAGAAGACAACAUACACUUGUACUGUUCUGAGUCUGUGUGGAAACUUCAACUCUACAAUUUUUGAAAUAGGAAACAAUGUUCUGUCAGUUAAUACUACAUCCAGUCCAGGCACUAGAAAUCAAUUCCACGUCGUUCUGUUGAUCUGUGGAGUAGGAGCUGUCUUCAUCAUCCUCACAUUCGGUAUCAGCAUGAAGAUUAUGCUAAAGAGAGGAGAAGUUCAAAGGCAGGCCAGGAGGCAACAGAGACAAGCGAUGCAGAGCAAUGAAAGCACUGCCACCACCAUAAGCUACUGGUGAGAGAGGAGGAGAUAGUUAGUGUUCAGAAAAUUGUAAAUAAUGGUUUAAUAAAUAAAUAUAUCAAAGAUCUUUGUAACAUUUGAGAUCAAAACAUGAAUAUGAGACGAUAUAAUCAGAAUUUUAGAUAUAUUUGUAUAAUAUUUCCAUCUAAAUGAAACAAAAAAAUGUGGCAUGUUCUAAUUUUAACAGAUCUGGAUGUGAAUAUAAUAAACUGAACACAGAUCUUUUGUCUUUCGAUCUCAAACUGAAAUGUCUUCAGCACAAAACAAGAAAUAAAUAUUGUGUGUGUGUGUGUGAGAGAGAGAGAGAGAGAGAGAGAGAGAGAGAGAGAGAGAGAGAGAGAGAUAGACAGACAGACAGACAGACACAGAAAAACAGAUAG
Molecule: messenger RNA, 1086 nt
Organism: Tachysurus vachellii
Lineage: Eukaryota; Metazoa; Chordata; Actinopteri; Siluriformes; Bagridae
Exons: 8
Coding region: 111-704 (197 amino acids)
Source: RefSeq, a predicted model, not a curated record